ACGUUUCGCGACGUGCGGGAUGACUAAGCUUGUAACAUUUGACGCGACCAAUACAAUAAUACGCCUCAGUCGUCCUCUUGGCGAGCAAUAUUCACUUGCUGCCAAGAAAUUCGGUCUUAGCCUGACCGCUGCGCCUCAAGUUCUACAUAAUCAUUUCAAGAGCGUAAUGAAAGCAAGUCAGCCCAAUUACGGGCGUUCUCUCGGUAUGACAGCCAAAGAAUGGUGGAAACGCGUCGUUCACGAGACCUUUGCAAGAGCCGGAUGCCCGGAUGCUCAAAGAGUCGAUGUCGUGUUCGAGCAUCUGUACGAGGAAUACUCGAAAUCACAUAUGUGGCGGGUCUUUCCUGAAGUGCCCGAUCUAUUGCAGAGAUUGUGUGAGAAGAAAACUACGCUGGGCGUGGUUUCCAACUUUGAUGAUCGUUUGGAGCAACUUCUCGUUUCUCUCCAACUUCGACGAUAUUUCGCGUUCGUUCUGACCGGAUACGAAACCGGGUUCGAGAAACCGUCUCUAGAUAUGUUUCGGAUGGCUUUGCGAGAGGCGAACUGUGAUGCUGGUGAUGCGUUACACGUGGGUGACAGUUUUAGUCAUGAUUACCGCCCUGCAAUGAGUUUGGGUAUCAAAGCACUUUUGAUAGACAGAGAGAAAGGAAAGACAGUGAUGGAUGCCGGUAUUCCAGAUGGUGACGUAAUAGAGUCACUAGACAGUGUUCUUGACCAUGCUAGCUAGUAACGUGUAGUUCGUCAGGUGUGCUAGUAAAUAAGAGACUAGAAUGUAAUGUAUGAGAUUGUUUGUAUUACAGAGAGGCAUACGUAGUGUAUAACACUUAAUUAAAUUAGACCUAGCUGGCAUGGUAUGUAGUAAUUAGACAUAGCACUAUGUGGUUAGUACGUUAGUGAGCGUUGUAGAGUGUGUACUAGCAAGUGAG
Corticium candelabrum is the source of this 926-nucleotide messenger RNA. Its product is annotated as haloacid dehalogenase-like hydrolase domain-containing protein 3. Gene Ontology annotation, cellular component: nucleus. The record is from RefSeq and is a predicted model, not a curated record. Lineage: Eukaryota; Metazoa; Porifera; Homoscleromorpha; Homosclerophorida; Plakinidae. The transcript has a single exon. The coding region runs from base 20 to 727 and encodes 235 amino acids.